Phanerochaete carnosa HHB-10118-sp is the source of this 2803-nucleotide messenger RNA. RefSeq lists its product as uncharacterized. The coding region runs from base 78 to 1589 and encodes 503 amino acids. Gene Ontology annotation, cellular component: cytoplasm; cytosol. The transcript has 8 exons. NCBI's taxonomy places the organism in Eukaryota, Fungi, Basidiomycota, Agaricomycetes, Polyporales, Phanerochaetaceae. Gene Ontology annotation, molecular function: glutamate 5-kinase activity; ATP binding; RNA binding. The record is from RefSeq and is a predicted model, not a curated record.
ACUGACUUGCCAUUUCCUCCAUCGCAGGCCUUGGUGCCACCCAGCUCAUAUCUUUAGAACAUAGCAUUUGUGCAGAAAUGAAAUCCAUGGCUCGUCCUCGCCAUGGUUCACCCAACACGAUCGUUAUAAAGCUCGGAACCUCGUCUAUCGUUCAUGAAACUACACACCAACCACUGCUCUCGACGCUCUCUGGCCUCGUAGAAACUGUCGUCCAGCUGAGGGAGCUUGGCCACAAGGUUGUCCUGGUCAGCUCGGGCGCCAUCGGAGUCGGACUGAAGCGCAUGGAGAUGGCUAGCAAGCCAAAGAGCUUGUCUGGGAAGCAGGCGUUGGCUGCCAUCGGUCAAGGCAGGCUGAUUGCUUUGUGGGACAACCUGUUUGGACAGCUCGGCCAGCCUAUAGCCCAGGUGCUGUUAACUAGGGGUGAUAUUUCGGACCGUACCCGAUAUCUGAAUGCCGUCAAUACAUUCAAAGAGCUGCUCUCACUGGGUGUUGUACCCAUCGUGAAUGAAAAUGAUACCGUGUCGGUCAGCGAAAUCAAAUUCGGUGAUAACGAUACGCUGUCUGCUAUAACAUCCUCGAUGAUCCACGCGGACUACCUCUUCCUUCUGACGGACGUCGACAGCCUUUACACCACGAACCCGCGGAAAGAUCCAACAGCAAAGCGCAUCGAAGAAGUCUCCUCCAUCGCGACGAUCCGCUCGCAAGUGAGCACGACCACGCUCGGCUCGAACCUCGGCACGGGCGGGAUGGAGACGAAGCUGAUCGCGGCCGAGAUCGCGACCGCCGCGGGCGUGACGACGGUGAUCACGUCGAGCAAGGACCCCAAGGCGAUCUUCCGCAUCCUCGAGUACAACAACGCGCUGCGGUCCGGGCGCGCGAGUCCCGCGCCAGGCCCCGCCGCCGACCCACCGCGCGCGGCAGAACGUCCACCGCACACGCUCUUCAAGCCCUCGCCGACGCCGCUGCGCGACCUCAAGGCGUGGACGAGCCACACGCUGCACCCGGCGGGGACCGUCAUCGUUGACGGGGGCGCGCACCAUGUGCUCGCGCGGCGCGAGUCCGGCGGGCGGCUCCUCGCGGCGGGCGUGCGUGGCGUGCGCGGCGCGUUCGCGUCCGGCCAGGCCGUGCGCAUCGCCGUGCGCCGUGCGCCUGCGUCCGCGGCGCCCGGCGGCGGCGGCAGCGACGCCGCGGACGCACACGAGGCAGAGCGUGCCCGCGAGGCGUACCUUCGCGGCGGUGAGACGCAGCCCGGCACGCCUGUGUUGCCCGCAGACGCGUCGCUCGCGUCGUCGAUCUCGACCAUUGACGAUCUGCUCGGGAGCUCGGUGGUGGCGGACCUGGGCGGCGGGGACACGACGCCGUCGGUGCCGACGAAGACACUGCCAGAGGAAGACCACGUCGUGCUGGACGGCGGUAGGGACGAGAGCGAGGACUGGGAGCUCGAGGAAGUUGGCCGUGGGCUGGCGAACUACAACUCGGCGCAGAUCACCCGCGUGAAAGGGCUCAAGAGCUCGCAGAUUGCGCAGGUUUUAGGAUACGCCGACUCGGAGUAUGUCGUCGAGAAUGUCACGAUUCGCGUACCCCCAUGACCAAUAGAGGAUUAUCUGCUUGCCCAGCUAUGACAGUUUUCCUCCUCAAAAAACGGACACGCUAGAAGUAAAAGCAGCCUAGAUGUAGUACGAUAUGCUGUUGCGGGGAUAUCGCUGUUUGCUUUUGAUAUUAACUAGCUUCUGGAUACUUCAAACUAUCACAGUGAUUGAGUAUAUGUAUAUAUCGUACGAGAAAGCAGUGCAUCUACUCCUUGCUCUUCAGCUUUUUCGACUUUUUGCCACCACCUCCCUCGACCUUGCGCUUCUUCGUCUUGCUCUCGGGACCGUCAGUGUGUUUUAGCUCAAGCGUCUCAGUCUCUAAGUUGUCCUCGGCCUUCGGCGCCGGUGUCUCUGCACCGACAGGCAGGAACCGGUGCUUGAGCAUCUCCUUGGGAUACGACGGCCGCGGCGGGUUCUGGAAGGUCGCCCAGGAUGUAUCUUUUGAGUUCUCACCUGAAGACUCGACAUCCGGCUGAGGUGCACGCGCAAAGAGGACUAUCCGCCGCACGGGUACGUCUGGCGCGGCGUAAAACUGCGUGCCCUUCUUCUUGCGCGGGAGCAGCGGCUGCAGCGUCCGCAUCUCGUCCGCGGCGACGGCGUCGUGCGGCUCGUCGGCGAGGGCCCAGACGUCGUACGCGGCGGCAGCCUUGCGUUCGAGCGCGCCGAUGCGCGCCGUCGUGUUCGUCAACAACGGCGCGUCGAGCUUCAGGUUCUGCAGGUGCUUCGGCUUGACCUGUACGGGUACACUGCUCGAGCCUCGCUGACGCAUGGUGUUAGGAGAGGGUCGCACGCACACCUUCGGGCACCCGCACGAUCCAGAGCUCGAGGUCCUCAUCGGCGUUCACGCUCUCCCAGUCGAACUCUUCGUCAAGCUCGCCAUCGAAGACGACCGUCCCUGCAGGCGGCCGGUACGCCCAGUCGGUGUUCGUCCCCUCGUUCUUCCCAUGCGGCGUGUGCACGACCGCCGGCUGGGCCGUCUUCAUCUUCGUCUUGUCCUUUGCAGGCUUUUGUUUGUCGGCCCUUUUUUGGGAGAGGAGCGGCUUCGGGAACGAAGACCUGUCCAGCAUAAUUAUCGACGAGUUUUUGGAAGAGAAACUGAAGGGUUGGUGGAGGGCGGCUAUCUGGCGUUGAUCGGGACUAUGCUUCAAUCAGUAGCAUCUGAGAAAGACAACUGAGCCAACCCUUGCACCCACUUUACUGAAUAUUGCAUGGUC